AUGAACCUGGAAGAAGGGGAGGAUGCAGACACCACCAUUCAGGAAUGUGGUGAUGCUGGAGGAGGGGAGGACUGUAAAGAGUCUUCAUCUCAGUUCUUCCCUUGUCAACACUGCACUGUCUCCUUCACCAACCUAGAGUUCUUGGAGAAGCAUGUCAAGUGGGUACACCAGAAAGAGUAUCUCGAUUCGCUGAAAAAAAGCUUCUCGGACAGCAAACUCAAUCUCACCCCCAAACAUGUAUGUACCACCUGCAAAAGCGCCUUUAACUCUCAAGCCCGCCUUUGGGCCCACACACGGGAAGUUCACCCAGCUCCCCCUCCCCGGAGACUCCACCCCUGCCCAACCUGUGCCCGCAGUUUCCAGUACCUUAAGAACCUGAAGAACCACUGCCAGCGCUGGCAUAAAAUGUCUGUUGUUGCCACAGAUGGACACCUCAGCUGUGCCGACUGUGGGAAGAGUUUUGAGACGACCUGGGGUCAAGGACCUCACGUGUGUCACGAACCUGAGGGCACGAAAUCCCAAGAUACGCCUGUCUGUCUGGACAUUGGUGUGCAGUGUUCGGAAUGUGGGAAGAAGGUGCGCACGCCCCAGAGCCUGGAGGAUCACAUGCGGAUCCACACAGGUGACAAGCCUUUCAUUUGUACAGAGUGCGGCAGGAGGUUCUCAGAACGCAGUGGAUGGCGGCAACACAUGAGAAUACACACGGGGGAAAAGCCAUACAAAUGUCAGAUCUGCGGAAAGGCCUUCUUACGGUCACACCACCUGAAGUGCCACCUAACCACGCACUCUGGUAAGAAGGAAUACUCGUGCUCUCAGUGUGGAAAGCAGUUUGGGUUCAAGUCAAGUCUGGAUCUCCACCUCAGGUCUCAUUCCAGUGAAAAGCCUUUCCACUGCACUAUGUGCGGGAAGAACUUCAACACAAGGAGGAAUCUGAGGGUUCACACCAAACUCCACACCAAUGAGAAGGCCCACCAGUGUGGGGACUGCGGGCUGAAAAUCGGAGAUCUCGGGGCUUUAAAAAUACACUUGCGAACACACACUGGGGAAAGGCCCUACCACUGCACAGUGUGUGGCAACAGGUUCAUCCGCCUGGCACAUCUGAGAAACCACCAGCGCACCCACACUGGCGAGAGACCCUACAAAUGUACUGAAUGUAACAAGAGCUUCACUCAGUCUGGUGACCUAGUGAAGCAUAAGAGGAUACACUCUGGGGAAAAGCCCUUCGAGUGUCCAGAUUGCCAUCGCCGUUACACAUCCUCAGGAGAUCUGGGCAAACACAUGAGAAGCCACACUAACCUACGUCCCUACACAUGCCAAGAAUGCGGAAAGGGCUUCCGUUUAUCGGGACAUUUAAAGACGCACAUGCUUACUCACACAGGGGAGAAGCCAUAUUCCUGCCCCAAAUGCCUUCGCAGAUUCGCUCGCUCUCACCACCUCUCUGGUCAUGUGACCAAAUGUCGCUGAGUCAUCUCUGGAGUGCUGUGUAAUGCUAUGGUCACGCUGUGUGAUGGAGGUUGUCCUUUAUGAUCAUCACGUCACACUGUGUAAUGUGAUGAGAUUAUAAUAUUUAUGUCUACCUUGUUAGAUUUUAUGAUUGGCAUGAAUUCUGAUGACACAAUCUGUCUUUUUGCUCGAGAUUGCCUCAGACGAUGGAACAAUGGUGCAAGGAUCGAGGGAGUGGCAUGUCUUUCACAAAUAUAGCUUUCCGAACAACAUACUCCAAUGCUCGCGAUGUUUUGUGCAGAAAAAAGUAAGAAAAAAAGAAGAAAGUGUUUCACAUGGUCAAGAAAUAGUUUCUCCCUUACAGACAUGAUUUGCAUUUUUAAUUA
Lampris incognitus (smalleye Pacific opah) is the source of this 1829-nucleotide messenger RNA. Its product is annotated as zinc finger protein 501-like. NCBI's taxonomy places the organism in Eukaryota, Metazoa, Chordata, Actinopteri, Lampriformes, Lampridae. Bases 1 to 1464 code for a protein of 487 amino acids. The transcript has 3 exons. The record is from RefSeq and is a predicted model, not a curated record.